This is a messenger RNA of Physcomitrium patens, 1990 nucleotides long. RefSeq lists its product as uncharacterized. The record is from RefSeq and is a predicted model, not a curated record. NCBI's taxonomy places the organism in Eukaryota, Viridiplantae, Streptophyta, Bryopsida, Funariales, Funariaceae. Gene Ontology annotation, molecular function: ATP binding; ATP-dependent protein folding chaperone.
UGUCACUACACUGUGAGCAUCAUGAGCAACAUAAGUUUUCCUACGCGUCCUGAUGCAAGAGUUGUUGUAGGGCUGGAUUUUGGAACAACGUUCUCAGGGUUUGGAUAUGCACACAAGUCCGAACCAGAGGGUGUGUGUGUGCUCUACGAAUGGCCAAGGUUCGCUGAGGCAAGCGGGAAGUCGUACUGCAAAACUCAGACAGCUCUGUACUAUAAACCUUCGCGGAAUGGUUUGCAGUUAGAAUCGUGGGGAUGGCAAGCCCAAGUGGAUUACGUCCGAGACUUGGACCUAGUGCAACGAAAGAAUGCUGACAAAAGUACGCUGGGCGAGUUCAUCACCAGGUUCAAGCUCCACCUCGCAGACAAGAGCUCCGGCCCCUUAUCCACCACGCCCUUACCACGAGGCCUCACCACCAAGCAGGUCAUCACCGACUUUUUAAGGGAGAUUGGAAAGUUUAUCAUGGACCAUCUCCGAAACAAGUAUGGCACCCACCUGAGCAUGGAGGAGCUGCAGUGGUGCGUCACGGUGCCCUCCAUCUGGGACGACAAUGCCAAGCAGCAGAUGAAGAGCUUCAUGGAAGGGGCGGGGUUGGUGGGCGGCAACAGGGGCAGCCCUUACCCGGUGAUUAUAGUCCUGGAGCCGGAAGCUGCUGCCGUCUACUGCUUGAAGAAGCUCAGAAACUUCAAACUCAAUCAAGGGGAUAAAUUUUUGGUUGCAGACAUCGGAGGUGGAACAUCCGACAUCGUGGUGCAAGAGAAGGCAAACUCCUCGGGCAGUUUGAAGGUGAAGGAAGUGACAGCGAGCUCCGGUGGCCUGUGUGGCGGCUCCUUCGUAGACCAAGCGUUCAUGAAAUUUAUGUCUGGGAAGAUCGGCUGUCUGGACAAAUUUCUAGAAGGCAAUCCUAGAGUGAAGCUCCAGCUACAGACGUGGUGGGAGCAUGCUAAAAGCUCAUUCGAGGGCGGUGACACGAAUGAAGUACUUUACUGCCAACUCUCUGGAAAGCUGGCCACGUCCUGGGAGGAGCACGAUCCAUCGUAUGUGGGUGAUUACUACACGGUGGAGAUCACCCACAGCGACAUGGUGCAAAUCUUCUCCGGCGUGGUGAACGAAAACAUCAAUCUCAUCAAGGCGCAGCUCCAGCAAACGUCUAACAUCAGGAUGAUAAUGGUCGUGGGCGGGUUCGCUACCUCCAAGUACUUGAUGGCGAAGAUCAAGAAGGCAUUUGAGCCUCGCAUCACAGUUGUGAGCCCCAACGAACCUGGACGCGCGAUCUGCGACGGAGCCGUCAACAUCGGCUUCUUCCCCAAGAACAUUCUAUGCCGAGUUGCCAGGCGCACGUAUGGCAUCAGUAUGUGCGCAGAAUUCGACAGUGAUAUUCAUCCCGAGAGCUUGGCGAAGUACAUUGAUGGCGUCAAGUAUUGUAAUCAUCUGUUUUCUACAUUUGUGAAGGCUGGGAGCACGGUUGAGAUGGAUUUCUCGCAAGAGAAGUACUUCUGGCCGACGUCAAAGAACCAGACGGCUAUUUCUAUCGAGGUGGUCACUACCCAGUCACCUUCGCCGACGUACACUACAGACCCAGGGGUCACUGUGGAAGAGGAAUUCAGUGUGGACAUUUCAUCGAGCUUGUACAUGGCGAAGGAUGAUCGGAAGAUUCUGGUGUCCAUGUUCUUUGGGGGUUCCUGCAUCGAGGUGAAGGCACAGCCUUCUCAUUUUGUUGGGACUCCGGAGGCCGCCGAAAUGAUGCCGGUGAAGUUCGACUGGGCCUGAUCGACGCUCCUUCAUGCACGAGUUUUAGCCUUGACAAGUGUAUAUUUCAGGUUAUAGCUGAGUUUUUGCAAAUAUUCUAAAAUCUUUUUCUAACCAAUCCAUCUCCUAUAUGCCCAUAGUACGACCUCAUUGCCCUGGAAAUCCUCUUGAUGCGUUCAAAAUUUAGGUUAAAAAUUACAUUUUUUGUAUAAUAUUUGUUAAUCUAACAAAAACAUUCUCUAGC